Messenger RNA from Stegodyphus dumicola, 501 nucleotides. RefSeq names its product prohormone-1-like. The record is from RefSeq and is a predicted model, not a curated record. Lineage: Eukaryota; Metazoa; Arthropoda; Arachnida; Araneae; Eresidae.
UAAUUUCUACGCUUGCUACACCUUCCUCAAAAGCAAUUCAAAAAUGUUGUUCUACUUGAAACUUGGCUCGCUUUUGAUGGUCACGAUGGUUGUCAUAUCUGUAAGUGUGACGACAUCAAAAAGUAUUGGGCAGCAAGAGAAAGUGCUCUACCCAUCUGAAUUUGACAUCGAGAAUAAGCCAGGAAUACUUCAGCGAGUGCAGAGCAGCAACCAGAAAUUGCUGGAAGAUGAUGGAUCAAUGGACACUGCUCUUCUGAAUUACUUAUUCGCCCGCCAGAUGUUCAACCGCAUUCGCAACAACGUCGACGUCACCGACUUGCAGAGGAAACGUUCUUACUGGAAGCAAUGUGCGUUCAACGCUGUUUCCUGCUUUGGGAAGAAGUAGAACAAUUCGCCAACUCUCCAUGUGCAAUAAAGAAAGCAUGUCAAGAAUAUCAUCAUACUAUUACAGUUAUGAUUGUAAUUCAUUGUAUAUUCGCCAGUAAAUAGAAUAGAAAUGUC